Pistacia vera is the source of this 1144-nucleotide messenger RNA. Its product is annotated as peroxidase 5-like. Gene Ontology annotation, molecular function: peroxidase activity; heme binding. The transcript is spliced from 2 exons. Gene Ontology annotation, biological process: hydrogen peroxide catabolic process; response to oxidative stress. The coding region runs from base 64 to 1047 and encodes 327 amino acids. NCBI's taxonomy places the organism in Eukaryota, Viridiplantae, Streptophyta, Magnoliopsida, Sapindales, Anacardiaceae. The record is from RefSeq and is a predicted model, not a curated record. Gene Ontology annotation, cellular component: plant-type cell wall; plasmodesma.
UCAAGUACUCAAUACUCUUGAAUUCUUCUUCUUCUUCUUCUUCCUUUAUUUGAAAGCAACACAAUGUCGUCGAGCUUGUGCAGCCUGGUUUUGUUUCUCCUCACUGUUUGUGGGAUGAUAUCAGUGUCAUCUGCAACACUGAAAGUGGGGUUUUAUGGAGCAAAAUGUCCUGAAGCUGAGGCCAUUGUGAAGAAGGCUGUGAACAAAGCUGUUUCAAGGAAUCCUGGCAUUGGCGCUGGCCUUAUUAGAUUGCAUUUUCAUGAUUGUUUUGUUAGGGGUUGUGAUGCCUCAGUCUUGCUUGAUUCAACUCCGGGAAACCCUUCAGAGAAAGAACAUAUAGCCAACAACCCUAGCUUGCGUGGUUUCGAAGUAAUCGACGAAGCAAAAUCCGAAAUCGAAGCUAAAUGCCCUCAAACCGUUUCAUGUGCUGACAUUCUCGCCUUCGCGGCUUGUGACAGUGCCAAAAAACUCGGAAGUAUUACGUACUCAGUCCCUGCUGGGCGUCGGGAUGGUCGAAUCUCUCUCAAAGACGAUCCCUCUCUGCAUCUCCCCCCUUCUUUCUUCAAUUCUAGACAACUCCAAGACAACUUCGCUAGUAAAGGCCUUAGCCUCGAUGAAAUGGUCACCCUCUCCGGGGCGCAUUCUAUCGGUGUGUCACAUUGCUCUUCAUUUUCGACACGAUUAUACUCCUUCAAUGCAACUCAUAAACAAGACCCUUCCUUGGAUGCUAAUUUUGCCAAGGAAUUGAAGAAAAAAUGUCCAUCUUCAGGAGUUAGUAACAAGGAUCCAACGGUGGCACUUGAUGUUAUUUCUCCCAAUAGGCUUGAUAAUAAAUAUUAUAUGGAUUUGAAGAAUCACCAUGGGGUGUUGACUUCUGAUCAAACACUCUUGACUGGCCCAUUGACGGCUAGGAUUGUGAGGGAAAAUGCUAGACAUGGGUCGGCUUGGGCUCACAAAUUUGCCUCAGCCAUGGUUAAGAUGGGUUCAAUUGAAGUUCUCACUGGUUCAAAGGGAGAGAUUAGGAAGAACUGUAGGGUUGUGAACUAGAGUUUGGGAUUUUUUGCUAAUUUGUUUGUUAAUUAUUGCUUUGUUUUAGUUCUUUGAUUGUUGAUUGGUCAAGUGUAAAUUUGGAUUUAUAUGCUUC